UCAAUGUUCCCUUAGGUUUAAUUGACUGAAUUUCUAGGAAAUUAGUGAUGAGGCACAUACUGCGAAAAAAUGAAAGAAAAGUAAAUUAUAUAUAUAUACAUCAUUAAGUCUUUAUUAUAUACAUAUUAUUCUUAAUAUAUGAAGAUUAUAUAUAUUCUAUUCUGGUUUAUGGUCUAUUUUAUUACCAUGGCUAUUAUACACAAAUGUAUGCUGUAUACUAUAUGCUGUACAUAUAAAUAUAAUUUUUAACAUUUUUCCUAUAUAUAUGUGAAUGGAGCUCGCUUGUGUCCAGCGGUUGUGAUAUGAUAUGUUUGGACAAGUGAACGAAAAUGACGAAAUCUUUAUACAGUUGGUUUUACGCAACUUUUUUAUAUAAAUGAAUAUUUAUGGUUAUCUCUUAUCGUUAUUGUCUCUUCUCUAGGGCAAUAACUAUUUAUUUGUAUAUGAAACGCUUUGAGUGGCUCGUGCAAAUGUGUCUCGUUUUUAUUAAUUUUUCGAUGUUUUAAUAAUGUUUUAUUUGUACUUCUUUUACUAGGGCUGCAGACAUACGAAAGCAAUGGACUGUACAUUGAAUUUAUCAAAUUUGUACGAACUGUUAUACAACACUUUCCUAAUCACGGAAGAAGUGAAGGAAGUACUGAGGAAUGACUGUGAUGAAGCAGCAUUCGUUUUAAAACCAUGGCAAGUGAAAACCAUCGUAGAAAAACAAACAGAUGAAAACAUUUGUAAUUGUAAAAAAAAUGAAAGCGAAGCUGAGGAGAUUGCUGCAGGAAUAAGCAAAGCGAUAAUCCUGGCACAAGAGUUGCGGGAAAAGUUGAAACUUAAUGUAGCAUCGAAGAAGAAACCCUUGAGAAAAGACACAGUCGAAAACAUUUAUUUACCUAAAUCUGCAUCAAUUAGCGAUCACAAGAAAAUAUCGAGUAGCAAUGUUACAACUCAAAAAGCAAAUAUUGUGAAAAAUUCUGAUAAAUCUUGUAAAGGAUCUAGUGCACAUCAAAACGACAAAGCAACUUCCGUUGUAACGAGAAAAUCUGUUGGCAAUAUAAAGCGCAAUAAUGCAAUCGAUAAAAUGCAGUCAAAGACGUCAUUUGCAAAAGUUGCAGAAAAAUCAAAAAAAGAGAAAAAUUUUAUACUAAAAAAUAAAUUAAAUAUUAAAAAGAUAAGCACGGCAAAUAAAAUACAAGUUGAUGACAGUAAUGAUAUCCCACAAAAUUCAAGAAACUCCAUAACUGAAGCAUCUGCCGAAUUGAGUGAUUUAAUACAUAAAAUGGUGAAACAAUCUACCAAGAGCGCUCUAACUUCUGUUGAGAAUGAUUGUACAUUACACGGAAAAGACGUGCGUCAAUCUAUUCAAGAAAGUAUCAUAAUGAUAGAUGUAAUCGAAGCACUCCGACAUUUUAAUGUACCAAAUGAAAUUGUUAAGGUAUUGAGAACUUAUCAUGCUUUUUUAAAAACUGAAAUGGAUAAUUUGAAUGAUUCUAAAGAGGGUAUACAAAAAUCAGUCGACACUUUUCUAAAAGAAUUAGAAGCGAUGAAUACAACUACGCGUGAUUAUUUAUCAGAAGAACCUUGUUUGUUUAAUAAAACAACAAAAUCGAUAACUGCAUUUAGUAAUAUUCUUAGUGGAGAUUUAAAUUCGACCCAACUCAAUACCACAAAGACCACCUCCACCGAGCUGGAAGCUUCUUUAAAACAAUAUGAUAAAAAUAUAGAACCUAUUGCAGAAGUCUCAUCUCGUAAUCUUUCUUUGACAAAUGGAUGGAUGUCGAAUGGUAUUUGGAAUAUUUCCUGUAUGGAGCAUUUUACAAAUUUCACUAAAGCAUACAACAUAAGAUAUUCUAACAAGAAGCAAUUGCUGUCGCUGUAUGAAAUCAUACAAAAAUUGCAGCGCAUCAAUUAUUUAAAUACGUUGAUCCAAAUUAUCUUACGGGACGUGAUACCUACUGUUAAGUCUAACAUCGAGCCUGCAAACGCGGAGUAUGCGCAAGCGUACAAGACGAUAUUUAUUCUCUAUCAAGGUUUAAAUCCCAAAGUGCCGGUUUUAGUGAGAACCGACAUCUAAGUCUCACAUCACGAUAUAUUCUCUGUUACCAUAGUAAUGUCACUGUGUGUAUUACCUAAUUGAUAUCCACUUCUCAUGGAUAGACAAGAAUUGUGCAAAAUUGUAUGUUACAACAUCUUUUAUGAUAUCAUUACGCUGCGGAUUAAUAAUGUUUGUGCCGUUAAAUAUCUCUUAACAAUGUUUUGUGCCAUUAAGUAUUUCUUAAUAAAUGAAAAAAUAAAAUUUUAAUAU
Pogonomyrmex barbatus (red harvester ant) is the source of this 2293-nucleotide messenger RNA. RefSeq lists its product as uncharacterized. Lineage: Eukaryota; Metazoa; Arthropoda; Insecta; Hymenoptera; Formicidae. The record is from RefSeq and is a predicted model, not a curated record.